AGUCAGAUCACAGCAUCAGAGGAGCAGGACUUGAGUUUUGCUUGCGGUAAUUUUGCGUGUUUUCUGCGUGUUCACGCUGGACUCUCGGUGCGGGAUCAGAACCAUGGCGGUGACGGAGGCGGGCUGUGACCUGACCUACUGCAGGAUGCGGGGGGUCGUUGCGGUUCUGACCGCUUUCAUCAAGGAGAGAAAAAUGGGUCUGAAUGAUUUCAUCCAGAAGCUGGUGUCCACGCCGCACAUCUGCCAACACGUUGAAGUGAACAACUUCCUGAAGGUCGAUGAGAACCAGAACGAGGAGGAUGAAGAUGGAGGUCCGAUGUGCCUGAACCCGCGCAGCUCGCUGGCUGACGACCUCCAGAUCAAACCGUGUGACUUCGACUACCUGAAAAUCAUCGGGAAAGGCAGCUUUGGAAAGGUUCUUCUGGCCCGGCACAAGGAGACAGCUAUGUACUAUGCUGUGAAAGUUCUCCAGAAGAAGAUCAUCCUGAAGAAGAAGGAGCAAAAGCACAUCAUGGCAGAACGCAGCGUUCUCAUGAAGAACAUCAAGCACCCCUUCCUGGUGGGCCUGCACUUCUGCUUCCAGACCGCUGACAAGCUCUACUUUGUCCUGGACUACGUUAACGGAGGAGAGCUCUUCUAUCACCUCCAGAGAGAACGGAUCUUCCUGGAACCCAGAGCCCGGUUCUACGCUGCAGAAAUAGCCAGCGCCCUGGGCUACUUGCACUCUCUGCACAUUGUGUACAGAGACCUGAAGCCUGAGAACAUCCUGCUGGACUCACAGGGCCACAUUCUCCUGACGGACUUUGGACUCUGCAAGGAAGGCUUAGAACCCAACGGAACCACAACCACCUUCUGUGGAACACCUGAGUACCUGGCUCCUGAGGUUCUGCAGAAGCAGGCGUAUGACCGGACGGUGGACUGGUGGUGCCUCGGCUCGGUGCUCUAUGAGAUGCUGUAUGGACUCCCUCCGUUCUACAGCCGGAACACGGCAGAGAUGUACAACAACAUCCUGCACAAGUCUCCGGUCCUGAAACCCAACGUGUCCAACGCCGGCAGGGAGCUGCUGGAGGGGCUCCUGCAGAAGGACCGCACCAAGCGGCUCGGGGCUCGGGACGACUUCCUGGAGCUGAAGUACCACUCCUUCUUCUCCCCGAUCAGCUGGGACGACCUGAUGGCCAAGAAGAUCACGCCUCCAUUCAUCCCCUCCGUGUCCGGUCCAACCGACCUGCGGCACUUUGACCCAGAGUUCACCCACCUGCCGGUGUCAUCCUCCCUCUGCAGCGACACCGUGAUGGUGACCAGCAGCCUGAAGGAAGCAGCCGGGGCCUUCCCGGGCUUUUCCUACGGACCUCCAGCAGAACACUCCUUCAUGUGAGCAGACACGGACCCCUGGACCCAACAGACUCUGGUUCUGAAAGUUGUGACGGGUCGAGGGGGGCUCUAAACUCCAGCCUGAGCAAAUGAAAAUGUGCCAAGAGAGGAAGUUGUCCAGGAUCUGAAAGAUCCCUGGAUCGGUUCUGUAUCUCCUGCUGCAGGUGAAGUGCCUGACGGAUGAGACCGGGUCCAGACCGGGUCGUUAAAGAUGAUGAUGCCUUUUUGGUCCAAACGCGUUUGAGUUCAGUCUUUGUGUGUUUUCGUGGGAUUUGAACUCGAGGAACCAAAUGUAUAAAAAAAAAAUGAAGCAUUUUUUGCUCGGAGCAGCUUUUGGAUCUUAACGGUGCAGAACUUUUCCUCAGACAGAGAAAACUGUCAAACACACUGGACCCAGCACGUCCUCGACCCGUUUGGGCUCAACUAAUAAAGCUUUCCCUGUACUGUAGAACCCAAAGGUUCUCUGUGGAACCAGAAGGUUUCCGUGGUUGGACAUCUUUAGUUUUAUGGUUCGUUGUUCGACGAAUCGUCUUCGUGUUUGUGCUUCCUGUAGAAGAGAACCCUGAACGUCUCGUGCCUGAACUGUGUUCAGAACAUAUCCAUCCCCGUUUAGAAGGAGAAGAAGUGGAGCGAACAGGAAGUGCCAUAAGAAGGAGAAGAAGAAGAGGAGGGAACAGGAAGUGCAAUGAAAAGAAGAAAAACAGGAAGUGCAAUAAUAAUAAGAAGACGAGCAGGAAGUGCAAUAAAAAGAACAGGAAGUGCAAUAACUAGGAGAAGAAGAAGUGCAAUAAUUAAUAAGAAGAACAGGAAGUGCAAGAACAACAUGAAGUGAAA
Nematolebias whitei (Rio pearlfish) is the source of this 2205-nucleotide messenger RNA. Its product is annotated as STKc_SGK domain-containing protein. Gene Ontology annotation, biological process: protein phosphorylation. NCBI's taxonomy places the organism in Eukaryota, Metazoa, Chordata, Actinopteri, Cyprinodontiformes, Rivulidae. The record is from RefSeq and is a predicted model, not a curated record. The transcript is spliced from 13 exons. Bases 104 to 1375 code for a protein of 423 amino acids. Gene Ontology annotation, molecular function: protein serine/threonine kinase activity; phosphatidylinositol binding; ATP binding.